AUGAUGAACAGCAAUAUGGGCAUGGCAGUGGUUUGCAUGGUGAACUCGACUGAGUUUGUGGACGACAAUCAAACCACAAUUGAGGACGGGGCUGCACCUCGUCUCCGCUGGACAUCAGAUCAGGAAGGCUAUAUUUUCUCCGCCUUCAACGUCGGCCUGCUGCUAAUGCUUAUCACUGGCUUCAUAGCAGACAAGUUCAACGCCAAGUACAUGAUUGUCGCAAGUGUGAGUUUGGCCGUCAUAGCCAAUCUGAUGAUCGCGCAGUUCUCCAUUCUUUUGUUUCCCAUUUUCAGCGUCUAUUUCGCUAUAGCCGGCCGAUUUCUCGUCGGAUUUGCGGAUGCCCUUCUACAACCGGCGGUGAAUUCACUGAUAACUCGGUGGUUCCCAACUGCUGAGCGAAGUUAUGCUUUGGGACUGGCGACGGGUGGACGUCAACUUGGUAACGAGAUCUUGGCUUUUACUGCUGCACUGUUUCAAAUAAGACGGUCAAUUCAGGCACUUUGA
Ostertagia ostertagi is the source of this 504-nucleotide messenger RNA. NCBI's taxonomy places the organism in Eukaryota, Metazoa, Nematoda, Chromadorea, Rhabditida, Trichostrongylidae. The record is from the annotation of a GenBank genome assembly.